Molecule: messenger RNA, 255 nt
Organism: Olea europaea var. sylvestris
Lineage: Eukaryota; Viridiplantae; Streptophyta; Magnoliopsida; Lamiales; Oleaceae
Product: cytochrome b-c1 complex subunit 8-like
Exons: 1
Coding region: 25-204 (59 amino acids)
Source: RefSeq, a predicted model, not a curated record
UGUGCAUUCUAGAGAGAGAAAGUGAUGGGUAAGCAGCUGGUGAGAAUGAAGGCAGUGGUUUACGCCUUGUUUCCAUUCCAGCAAAAGGUGAUGUCGGGCCUCUGGAAAGAUUUGCCUGGUAAGAUCCACCACAAGAUCUCUGAAAAUUGGAUCAGUGCUAUCCUUCUCCUUGGCCCUCUCAUCAGAACAUACUCCUAUGUGUAGUGGUAUCAGGAAAAGGAGAAGAUGGAGCACAGAUUCUGAAAAUUCUAUGUU